Cotesia glomerata is the source of this 1741-nucleotide messenger RNA. RefSeq lists its product as uncharacterized. The coding region runs from base 302 to 1543 and encodes 413 amino acids. The transcript has 3 exons. Lineage: Eukaryota; Metazoa; Arthropoda; Insecta; Hymenoptera; Braconidae. The record is from RefSeq and is a predicted model, not a curated record.
UGACCUGUACCUGCCUACUGUCUAUACCUCGUACCCGCAAACCUCAUCCUUUAUCCUUAUUUAUCUUUUGUUUAUAUUUUUUUUAUACAAGUAUUGCUUACACUCAUGCUUCCGGAUUAUUACACAAGAUAAAUGGAAAUAUAUAAAUUUAUGUCGGUCAACUUAUUUUUUAUAUCUAAAAGUAAAUUAUCAAAAAAUGGAGCAAUAAAAAUAAAAAAUUUUUGGGUACAAAUUUUAUAGAACUAAAUUAGUCAAUAAACAGCGAGGAAGAUAAAAAUAGUUAUAAAAAAGACAUAUAAUAAUGACUGUUGGUGGAAAGAUACUGAUAACUUCAAAGCGUACUUUCUUAGCUGAUGAUUCAACAACAGACUUACUUCCAUUGAGAAAACCAAUCAAAGGAUGUUACUGCGUUUACAAUUAUAAUAAAAAUUCAAAAAAUAAACAAAGAUCACAACCAACAUGCACUACUGCAAGCGACUCAGAUUUUUGGCCAUGCAGUUACUGCAAGAGCAACUUUGAUAUUAAACUCACCGAUUUGUCAACUGAAAAUCAAUUACCCGGAGCACCGACAUUUAGUAGCGAUACGUUUAGAAAAAUAAGCAAGAUAAAUUACACUCCAACGUCGGAAUUUCUUGGAAAUGUUAAACGAAAAACAUCUAGACAAAAUUCUCAAGUGUCUGUAUUGACUUUCGAGCCACAAUCUUCAAUACAAGACUUAUCAAAGAAAUCUACGGCAGAUAGUCAAUUAAAUGAGCCCCGAAAAUUGGGAUCUGAAUUAAAAUUAGCUAAAAGUUACGAAUCUAUUGUGUCAGAAAAAAAUAUUACACCAGAAAUUCAGACUAUUUUUACCUCAACAGCGUCUUAUAAAAAUUCAUCUAGUUCUUUGACUGAUAAUAAAUUAAAAAAAUCAAUAAGUUUGUCAUCAGAUUUAAAUACUCGAGAAAAAGAAAAAUUUGUAAAAAAUUUACCGCGAAUUGUUGUACAAAAUAAUUGCCGUUGUAGAAAUUGUUUGAUAAAAGAUGUAAAGGCUAAAAAUUUAACGAGUCGCAAGCAAGUAUGCGCUAAAUGCGGAUGUAAACGAUUAUCAUUACUGUCAAGUGAUAAAAUUGAUUCGGAAAUUGAUAAGGAAACACGAGAACUUGGAGAUUUUCGUGACAAGAAUUAUUUCGACACACAUGGCUCGAGUCGUACGCUUUUAUCAACUCCAUUAACUCCACCAGAAAUACUCAAGCAGCAUCAACUCAACGAUAGGCUGUUUCCCGAGCCAGUUGAUGAAGAUAAUUUGGUAGUAUCUAUUCCACUCUUAAGUGAUGAUCAGCUUAAAAAAAUCAUUCAUUACUUUCCGCGAGAUAUUAUAACUCAGUAUUGUAAAAAUAAGGCUGACACGAAUGAGAAGAAAAAGAAGAUCCAGCGAAAGUGUCCGCUCACUGGUCAUCUCAUUAAUUUGUAUAAGUUCAAUCAUAUUAAGAAACCUCAGUCGUAUAUUAUUAGUAAUAAUAAUAUUAAUAGUCUUGCAUUAAAUUUUCAGAAAAAAAUAACUUGAUAAUUAUGGUAUAAAUUAUAAUGUAAUGAGAAUAUUAUUGAUAAACGCUUUUUAGUUGUUUUAUAAAGAAUUCCAGUUAAAGAUUUUAUUUAAAGCAUUUAUAUAGAUAAAUGUGAUGUGUGGUGCAAUAAUCGUGUACUUGACAUUGGAGAAAAUGUAUAUGUAAUAAAAUUUUAUAAGACUCGUUUGACCAUGUAA